Molecule: messenger RNA, 723 nt
Organism: Necator americanus (New World hookworm)
Lineage: Eukaryota; Metazoa; Nematoda; Chromadorea; Rhabditida; Ancylostomatidae
Exons: 5
Coding region: 1-723 (240 amino acids)
Source: RefSeq, a predicted model, not a curated record
AUGAGUUUCAACGAUGAUGCGAUGAUGACGACUGGCCAUGGUUGCAGCGGCGGCGGUGGCGGCGACGGCGGGUGUAACAGAGGGGCGGUCGCGAGGCGCUUGUACGUAAAAGGUGCCCGGUGCUUCCUCUCCACAUUCGGCCAUCCACUACCCAAACCAUCCACUACGGCCAUGAUGGCACCGAUCACCACCACCCCCUCCUCCUCGUUGCUCCUUACCAUUCUUGCCUUAUUUUCCCUCAUAGCAGGUUCAUCCGCUGGUCCAUGUAUUUUCCGCGAAGGACCACAUCAAGUAAUCUAUGGGAUACGAAAUGGUAUUGUACAUUUUCGUAUAAUAAUUCGAGGAGUACCACAAAUGGCAUCAGGAUGGACGGGUAUCGGAUUUGGAAAUGGAAUGACUGAUGGUCUCGAUACGAUCAUCGUUCGACUUUCCAAUGGCCGUAUAAGCGUUACGGAUGAGUACGUCCGAGGUUAUACCUCCUCCUCACCAGACAGGAUCAAUAAUGUGGUGGUGCACAGUAGCAAACUGAACAACGGUGUACUCUCAGUAACAUUCUCAAGACCUGUGAACGCUAUGGAAUAUCCAUAUGACAGUUCACUUCUUGGAUGUCAGCCAUGGCAGUUCCUGGUCGGUCUUAAUCGUAUGGGUCCUCGUGGUGAGCAGCACCAUCACAUGAUGAGACCAGUACAUCGAACCGUCUGCAUUGAUGAAUGUCGAAUUUAA